CGCCACCACCACCACCACCACCACCAACCACCACUACCGCCGCCACUAAAGCGACCGCCACCGACCACCAGCGGCCACCCUGUCUCGUCGUCGUCGACAACGUCCGCCUCCCUCGCGAACGUGUUCCCUUUUGCUUUUUCCCCUCCGGCGAUCGACGACGCACCGCCGUUCGCGGGAACUCACACGAAAUACGAUUAUCACACUCUUCUCCGCGUAACCCCGAUGUGCGCCUUCCGGAUGGCACUGGCAAACAACACUGAUACGCAAGAUCAUGCGGCGCAGCGCGCCACGCGCAUUGCGCAGGAGCUGCAACUUCGCGCCGCGCGGUCGCCGUUCACUCGUUCGCGGGCGGCCAUAUUUGUAGCGAAAAGCCUAGAGACUUACCCAUUCUUUCCUAGAGCGCGCCGGGUAACCGAAGCAACUUUCCAACGCAGGUUUGCCAACGGCUAAACUUCAAAAUCCAAUUGCUUUCUUUUUCUUGUCUAUUUUCUGCAAAAUAUUAUUUACUUAUUUUAAGUAUAAUACUUUUAAUUAAUAAUUAAUUUUUUAAUUAAAAUAAUUAAACAAUUUCGCUUUUUGCGAUAUUGCCUAAGUCGAUUACAUUCUUGGACAAUAAGAUCUUUGUCACUAAAUCGUUGAACCAAUCGCUUCUGAUUACCUCUAGAAAAUAAGAUUUCUUAUUGGAGAACGAAUGCAUUCGGACAAAAAGCAGUUUGAUGCAGCAACAAGUUGAGCCCUCGACGAUUUCUUAUCAUGAUUGAUUUUUAUUCCUAAAAUCUAAUUCUACAGUUGUGUUUACGGAAAAAACGCCCAGGAAAUUUCCAUGAAUUAAAAUUAGAUAUAAUGCAAAUUCUGUUACUGAAUUCUGGGAUUUUCUAUGAAAUAUAUUAUUGAUAAACAGAAGGAGAUAAUUAAAAUAUAUUUUCCUCUGAAAUAUGAUUCACAUUUAUUCAUUAGUUUCCUCCUUUCAAUCGAGAAAAAUGUACGCAGCAAUGAGUAACGCGCUCAUUUGACAGCAGAAAGAUCGCAACGUCUACUUUAGUCGUCCAAAUUGUGCAAUAAACAAUAAAUAUAGUUAUUAAAAAAUGGCAAAAAUCAACGAAGACAUGUAUUUAGAAUAUAUUCCAUCGGCAAUAUACAACGAAUUGAUUCACGAGUUGAAUAAGAACUCAAAUUGGCAGGUACUUGCUUGUCAUGUAGCUGAACAACUUGGAUAUCAAUGGAAAUCGUGGCUGCAGUCACUAGAACAGAAUACCAGUGCUGCAAAAACACCAGCAGACAAUUUAUUGUUUGAGCUUAAUGUAAAAAUGUGCACAGUUGGAAUACUGUGCACAUUGCUCAGGGACUGUGAACUUAGCAACGUUUUAUCAGUUUUACAUUAUCCAGAGCAGUUAGUAAUUAUUAAACAUCCCUCUGAUGAUUUGGAGCAUGAGACUUUAGAGAUAUCUCUUGGUCAGCAUCUUUGUCUUUCUUGUAAAGCUAUGGGUAUACCAUCACCAAGUUACCAAUGGUAUCACAAUAAUAUUCAACUGCAGGAACAGCAGAGUUGUGAACUUGACAUCGUUAUAAAUAGUUGUGAUCAAGCUGGAGAAUAUAACUGUAAAAUCUCACAAGUUACCAAUGAUGGAGAGACAGUAAUAUCUGUAUUGUUGACAAAAUCGGUUUUGGUAAAUAUAACUCGUGUGCCUGUAAUUAUACAGCAGCAACCACCUGCUUUCUUAGAGAUUAAGGAAAAUGAAGAUUUCAUUAUUAAAUGUAUAGCCCAUGGUCAUCCUAAACCACGUUAUCAGUGGUUCAGAGAUAAUACAAAACUAGAAGGAGAAAUGUCUAAUGUAUUACAUAUAAAACAGUUCAGCUCUAAGCAUGAAGGAAAAUAUCAUUGCUACAUAAAUAAUGAUGUGAAUGAAGUGAUCACUCAAAGAAGUUAUGUAAUGUUGGAUCUUCCUCGUGAAAAGGCAGUUGCAAAGAUAGCUUUAAUCAUUGCAAAUAAUGAUUAUGAAAAUCACACGUGUCUGGAGACACCUAAAAAUGAUGCUGCAAAAAUUGGUAAUCUGUUAAAGGAAAUAGGUUUUAAAGUAAUCUGUCUUAUAAACUUGUCACUCGAACAGAUGAAGAAUGCUAUAAAAAUAUUUGGUAAAGUUUUAACAGAAGGAGUAUACGGAUUGUUUUACUAUGCUGGACAUGGUUUUAAAAUGCAAGAGAGCUACAUGCUUGCCGUUAACGCGCCAGAAUCUUAUUUGAGAAAAGAUGCAAUUUGCGAGAGUGAAUUGUUAGCUACAUUAUUGCAAAAUGAUCCUGCUCUUUUAGUAACGAUAUUGGACAUGUGCCAAACUGUUCCACCAAAAGAAUGUAAUCCUGAUAUUCACAAUGAAAUACCAAAAGUCAAAGAAUAUAAGAGUAGAAAAAAUCUACGAAAUUUAGUACAAGCGUACUCCACAUCUAGUCAUUGUCCUAGUUACGAAAGAACAAAUAGCAAGUAUGGAUUGUAUGCGUUGCAUCUGAGUAAAUAUAUCAGUAAAAAUAUCCCAGUUACAAAAGUAUUUGAAGAAGUAGGAAAAUCAAUAGAUAAAUUGUUAAAGGGAACAGAACGAAACCAAAUUCCUAUGUUUGCCUUAACCAUUACUAAACCCUUUCGCCUUACUGAUGCAAUUUACAAAAAAGAUCAGUCGCCUACAUUGAAUGAUUUCAAUAAAUUAAUAGAUUUCUCAACUAAAUCUUUUGAAAUAAAUUUCAAGCAAGCUGGUAUUUCCACAAAAGGUGUUAUCUCAUUAUUUAUGGAGCCUUAUUUAAAUAUAAUCAAGAUCUCGGUGUGUAAUUUAGAAGAUCUGGAAGUAAAUUUUUUCAACUCGGUGCCUACAAAACAGAAUAAUUUGUUCCAAACUGCAGGCUCUAAACAUGAAUGUUGGAUACAUAAUCCACAGAUCUGUCAGGGACCUUUAGUUGUAUCUGUUUCAAAAAAUGGGACGCCUAUUGGUGCGACAUUGUUACAUAUUAAAAAAUAUAUUCCACUGGUAUUGGAAAACAUUAGUAACUAAUAUAUUUGUUAGAAUGUACAAACUUAACUGGUAUAUUUCAAUUGUGAACAAAAUAUAUUUUGUAUGUAUAUACAUGUAUGAAACAUGAUAUAAUGUAAAUCUUGUACUGCAUUGAUCAUCUUACUGGAAGAUAUAAAGUAAUGUUAGAAAGA
Molecule: messenger RNA, 3187 nt
Organism: Solenopsis invicta (red fire ant)
Lineage: Eukaryota; Metazoa; Arthropoda; Insecta; Hymenoptera; Formicidae
Product: mucosa-associated lymphoid tissue lymphoma translocation protein 1
Exons: 11
Coding region: 1086-3035 (649 amino acids)
Biological process (GO): proteolysis
Molecular function (GO): cysteine-type endopeptidase activity
Source: RefSeq, a predicted model, not a curated record